Molecule: messenger RNA, 1890 nt
Organism: Durusdinium trenchii
Lineage: Eukaryota; Dinophyceae; Suessiales; Symbiodiniaceae
Source: the annotation of a GenBank genome assembly
UGAACAAUUCCAGUUGGGCGGCUUUGAGCUCAUUUGCUCCACCGGCCAUGGCGAUGUGUCAAGUCAUGGGCUACAGCGGCUACGGAACGCCAGUGAGGCAAUCCACUAUGCUGACCAUGCCGCAGGCUGCCACGGUGAGCAGGUAGGGGCCAAGUUGUGGUUGAUUCGCCGCACACAGUGGGAAGCGCUUGCAUGCUGUUUUUUUGCUUCCGGAACGUCGAUAGUUAGCUUUUUAAGUACAAUUUGCCAGCGACCACACAAACCUUGCACUCUCCUGGCUAGUACCAGCGAAGUGGCUACAAGGGUCGUGGCAUCGUGGCACUACUGCAAGUGGCAUCAUGACUACCUACUAGUGAUGGCCUCCAACCUAGAAGCGUCUUUCGUUGAUGACUGAACAUGGGGUGGUUGUUCUGUGGCAUAGUUCACUCCACGUCUCUUUGGCCCAGUUUGCAGAGUGUGCCUGGAGUACCUCCGGUACAACUGGCGUCCUGCGGCCGAGUUCUUCUCUCCGCACCGGUGGCCAUUUCAGAGCUCCGAGCUCGGAGCGGCGACAGCUCAGGCCAUUUCCAAGUGGAUGCUUGGAGGCUGGACCCCUGGGCUGGAUGCUUUCCUGGCAGCUGAUCAGCAUCGCACUUUGAGCUUGGGAGAAAGCAGAAUAAAGCAGAUAGGCAAGAGCUGGCUGCUUCAGAAGCAGCUCCAGAGCGAACACAUGGAGUCCAAACAAGCAUCUCCGAUUCCGCACCUGAAGACUGGCGCUAAAACGCGCCUCCAGGCCACCAGAUCUUUCAGCCUGGAUCUCAAUGGAUUUUCACCCCCUAGUAGGCAACCUCUCUGGUGACUGCCAACUCCGAUUUGCUGUAACAAAACUCUGCUUGCGCGCUACAUAUGAUCUUGAAUACGCUUUUGAUCGCUUUUGUAUUUUUUCAACUAGACCCCUUUUGACCAAUAUUUUGUGGCGCUAACACUAGCACCACUCCCAGUGGUUGCUCAUUGCUACAAUCAGUUGGCCACCUCAGGCGCUGAUUUUAUGAGCCUCAACCCAAUCUCCAUAUCAGGCCCUCGAGCAGCUCCUGCUCCUAUGGGUGCUCGCCAGGUGAUGCAGAUGCCAGUGAGGCAAUGCUCUACCGCAAGCUUAGGCAGCGGCAAGGUCACAGGCCCCAACACGCCAAUCCACACGGGUCGAGGUUUGCGACCGGCAGGGGUCGCGCCGCCUCCAGCACCACCUUUGUUGGCUGCACAGGCCCUGGAGAUUGACCACCUGAAAAAGGAGCUCGAGGAGUCGCGAUCCAAUGAAAGGCGCUUGCAAGAGGAGCUGGAGGCAGCCAAGGCCGAGGUCCAGCGCCUAGCAGAGGCCUUGGAGCAGGAGAAACAACUCCGAAUGGAAAUGGAUGUGCCGCGUGAGGUCCCGAAGGCCACGAAAGGAGGAGAGCCAGUUCGCAUGAAGUCAGAUUCCUUGAAGCGGCGUGUGGCCGAGCAUCUCGAAUCAGAGCCGGACAUCUUGAAAGCUCCGCUGAGCCAGCGAGCAGGUUUGAAGCGAGGAAUGUCUCCCAUCAUCCGACGGCCAAGCAGAGACGAGGUGGAAGAGAAGCUCAGCGAAUAUUUGGCGACAUCACCACAUUGCAAGUUGGAGUUCUGUCGGUUGAACCAGGGCUGGUACCAGUAUCGGCAUGCUACUGACAGCUCUGUGCCACAGAAGUGCAUUGAGAUGUCCGUGGUCAAUGGCAAGCUGAUGGUGAAGCUGGAGCCGACCUCUCACGACCGCGGCUGGAACAAUGGCAAAGUGGGCCCCAUCGAUCGAUUUGUUAGUCAGUUUUCAUAGGCGUCCGCCAAUUCGUGUGGCCUUCCGGGAUCCGACGAGAUUCUACUGGCGUCUUGAAAGAUAUAAUCGUG